GUAAGGGUAGUGUCGUAAUAAUAUCUUUUUAUCACUUGUGAGAAAAUGGAAACCAAUCACCGAUUGUUGUGAGCCGGACGAAGGAGAGGAAGCCGCCUAAGAAGUUGCCGUCGUCAUGGCCGUGAAGGCUUCUGGAUUCAUCGGGAAAUCAGCAAUCUCAGUUCAUCUAGAUUUCUCUUCGUUUCCUGUGAAAUUCUCAUGCUUUAAACAGUUUUCUGUAUCUACUCCAAAGCCACUGGUCGUUUUAUCCGUGGCCUUAUCGCCGCCGGCAAGAACAGUUGAGUCUCCGCCAGUUGGUUACCGGAAAAAUGUUGGGAUUUGUCUCGUUGGCCCAUGUAGAAAGAUUUUUACGGCAUCAAAGAUUCACAUUCCGGAUACAUGGCAGAUGCCUCAGGGUGGAGCUGAUGAGGGAGAAGAUUUGAGAAACGCUGCCUUUAGAGAACUGAGAGAAGAAACUGGGGUUACCUCGGCGGAAUUCAUUGCGGAGAUACCAAACUGGCUGACCUAUGAUUUUCCCCGAGAAGUGAAGGACAAACUAAACCGGAAAUGGCGAACAAGUUACAAAGGCCAAGCUCAGAAGUGGUUUCUCUUCAAGUUCACGGGCAAGGAGGAAGAGAUAAAUCUCCUGGGAGACGGUACUGCAAAACCAGAGUUUAAGGUGUGGUCGUGGAUGCUACCGGAACAAGUUAUUGAACAUGCUGUGUAUUUCAAAAGACCUGUCUAUGAGCAUGUCAUAAAGCAAUUCAACCCUUAUUUUGUGGAUGAAGAAAACGAUUCCAUGAACUCGUCUAAGGAUUGAAUGUGCACAAAGAUUCAUCAAGUGAAUAGUGAUCAGGAGAAAUCAAUCAAUUCAUUAUACAGGUUUCUCUUGAACCUCAUCAAAGAUAAAAAUGCAUGAAUCUCUUCAUGUUCAGACAUUGAUCUUGUAGUUUGAUACCAUAUCAAUAUUUUUAUGUAUAGACAUUCUUAUCUUUGGUUAUAAAUCCUCACGAAUUAGAUAA
Messenger RNA from Arabidopsis lyrata subsp. lyrata, 1001 nucleotides. Its product is annotated as nudix hydrolase 27, chloroplastic. Gene Ontology annotation, biological process: nucleoside phosphate metabolic process; ribose phosphate metabolic process. Bases 116 to 799 code for a protein of 227 amino acids. Gene Ontology annotation, cellular component: chloroplast. Lineage: Eukaryota; Viridiplantae; Streptophyta; Magnoliopsida; Brassicales; Brassicaceae. The transcript is spliced from 6 exons. The record is from RefSeq and is a predicted model, not a curated record. Gene Ontology annotation, molecular function: bis(5'-adenosyl)-pentaphosphatase activity; guanosine-3',5'-bis(diphosphate) 3'-diphosphatase activity.